AUGGCGUGGUUAAGCUUGCAGCCUCUCACCUCAGCCUUCCUCCAUUUUGGGCUGGUUACUUUUGUGCUGUUUUUGCAUGGUUUGCAGGUGGAUGCUGGCCUGACGGGAGACUCAACCAGUUCAGUACAAAACAGCUCGUGUUCAGGAUCUUUUGACUGCAAGGAGGGUGUUAUCCUGCCAAUAUGGUACCCAGAAAACCCAUCCCUUGGGGACAAAAUUGCCCGCGUUAUUGUGUACUUUGUAGCACUGAUCUACAUGUUCCUUGGAGUCUCCAUCAUUGCAGAUCGUUUCAUGGCAUCUAUAGAGGUCAUUACAUCACAAGAGAAAGAAAUCACAAUUAAGAAACCCAAUGGAGAGACCACAACGACCACCAUUCGGAUUUGGAACGAAACUGUUUCCAACCUGACUCUCAUGGCUCUGGGCUCCUCUGCUCCUGAGAUCCUUCUAUCUCUGAUAGAAGUGUGCGGGCAUGGAUUCAUAGCUGGAGACCUGGGGCCAUCCACAAUUGUUGGCAGCGCUGCUUUCAAUAUGUUUAUCAUCAUUGCCAUCUGUGUCUACGUGAUCCCUGAUGGGGAAACCAGAAAGAUAAAACACCUGAGAGUUUUCUUUGUCACAGCUGCAUGGAGCAUUUUUGCUUACAUCUGGUUGUACAUGAUUCUCGCUGUCUUCUCUCCAGGUGUGGUUCAGGUCUGGGAAGGUUUGCUCACACUUUUCUUCUUUCCACUUUGUGUCCUUCUGGCUUGGAUAGCAGAUAGACGUCUGCUUUUCUAUAAGUAUAUGCACAAAAAGUACCGUACUGACAAGCACAGGGGCAUUAUCAUAGAAUCAGAAGGCGAUCACCCUAAGGGAAUUGAGAUGGAUGGCAAGAUGAUGAACUCCCACUUUCUGGAUGGAAACUUAGUGACUGUGGAGGGGAAGGAGGUAGAUGAAUCUCGCAAAGAGAUGAUCCGAAUCCUUAAGGAUCUGAAGCAAAAACACCCAGAGAAGGACUUGGACCAGCUGGUAGAAAUGGCUAACUACUAUGCCUUGUCUCAUCAGCAGAAGAGCAGAGCCUUUUAUCGCAUUCAGGCUACCAGAAUGAUGACAGGAGCUGGCAAUAUUCUGAAGAAGCAUGCAGCUGAGCAAGCCAAGAAGAGCACCAGCUUGCACGAGGUGCGGCCAGAUGAACCUGAGGAAUUCAUCUCCAAAAUUUAUUUUGACCCGUGCUCCUACCAGUGUCUUGAGAACUGUGGUGCUGUUCUCCUGACAGUGGUGCGCAAAGGAGGGGACGUGUCCAAGACCAUCUAUGUGGACUAUAAAACAGAGGAUGGCUCUGCCAAUGCUGGUGCUGACUAUGAGUUUACAGAGGGGACUGUUGUCUUGAAAUCAGGGGAGACCCAGAAGGAAUUCUCAGUGGGAAUUAUUGAUGAUGACAUCUUUGAAGAAGAUGAGCAUUUCUUUGUUCGGCUUAGUAACCUCCGUGUGGUUGAGAGUGAGGAACCUCCAGAGCUUGGUAACUCCCCGUACCCAAAGGCCAUACUGGCUUCUCCUUGUGUGGCCACAGUGACUAUACUGGAUGAUGACCAUGCUGGCAUCUUCACAUUUGAGUGCGAUGUUAUACAUGUCAGUGAGAGCAUUGGUGUGAUGGAAGUCAAAGUCCUAAGGACAUCAGGUGCUCGGGGUACAGUCAUAGUGCCAUUUAGGACAGUAGAAGGGACAGCAAAAGGAGGUGGAGAAGACUUUGAAGACACUUAUGGGGAGCUGGAGUUCAAGAAUGAUGAAACUGUCAAAACAGUUCACAUCAAGGUAAUUGAUGAUGAGGAGUAUGAGAAAAACAAGAAUUUCUUCAUUGAGUUGAUGAGCCCCCGCAUGGUGGAUAUGAGUUUACAGAAAGCUCUGCUGCUCACCCAAGAGGUGGCUGAGAGGAAGCUGACAGUUGAAGAGGAGGAAGCCAAGAGGAUUGCAGAGAUGGGCAAACCAAUCCUUGGUGAACAUCCCAAACUAGAAGUCAUCAUUGAGGAGUCCUAUGAGUUCAAGAGCACCGUGGACAAGCUGAUUAAGAAGACAAACCUGGCUUUGGUUGUAGGGACACAUUCCUGGAGGGACCAGUUUAUGGAGGCCAUUACCGUCAGUGCAGCGGGUGAUGAAGACGAGGAUGAGUCGGGUGAGGAGCGCCUGCCGUCCUGCUUCGACUACGUGAUGCACUUCCUGACCGUCUUCUGGAAGGUGCUGUUUGCCUGCGUGCCCCCCACCGAGUACUGCAACGGCUGGGCCUGCUUCGUCGUCUCCAUCCUCAUCAUCGGCAUGCUCACAGCCGUCAUCGGCGACCUCGCCUCCCACUUUGGCUGCACCAUCGGCCUCAAGGACUCGGUGACCGCCGUCGUGUUUGUAGCCUUCGGCACCUCCGUACCAGACACGUUUGCCAGCAAAGCCGCGGCCAUCCAGGACGUGUACGCCGACGCCUCCAUCAGCAAUGUCACGGGCAGCAACGCCGUCAACGUCUUCCUGGGCAUCGGGCUGGCGUGGUCAGUGGCGGCCAUCUACUGGGCAUCGCAGGGGCAGGAGUUCCAGGUGUCGGCCGGCACCCUGGCCUUCUCUGUCACCCUCUUCACCAUCUUCGCCUUCAUCUGCAUCAGUGUCCUCCUCUACCGCCGGCGGCCCCACCUCGGAGGGGAGCUGGGCGGCCCCCGGGGCUGCAAACUGGCCACGACGUUGCUCUUCGUCAGCCUGUGGCUGCUGUACAUCCUCUUCGCCACCCUGGAGGCCUAUUGCUACAUCAAGGGGUUUUAG
Cygnus atratus (black swan) is the source of this 2769-nucleotide messenger RNA. It is a transcript of the gene SLC8A3, whose product is annotated as solute carrier family 8 member A3. Lineage: Eukaryota; Metazoa; Chordata; Aves; Anseriformes; Anatidae. Gene Ontology annotation, cellular component: axon; postsynapse; sarcolemma. The record is from RefSeq and is a predicted model, not a curated record. Gene Ontology annotation, biological process: calcium ion import across plasma membrane; cell communication; sodium ion transmembrane transport. Gene Ontology annotation, molecular function: calcium:sodium antiporter activity.